GUUGUAAAGAGGUGGUGAGAUAGAACGGAAAGCGAGCGCUAACAAAGAAUUGACGUGUUUGGUUCUGAACCGCGACUGCCAUGACAGACAUGGCGUUCGAGUCGGUGGAACUUCCCGCGUCGCUCGUUAACGAGAUAAUCAACGGGGAGGAGGGAGCGCCAGACAUCAGCCUGCUGCAGAAGAUGACGGAAAUGCAGCACGCCAUGAACGGGAACACAGGGAUGCAGGGCACACCUUACCUCGAGAUCACUGAACAGCCCAAAUCGCGCGGGUUCCGUUUCCGGUACGGGUGCGAGGGUCCGUCCCACGGCGGGAUUCCCGGGAUACACAGCGAGAAGAACAGGAAAACAUACCCGGCUGUCAAGAUCAUUGGUUACCAAGGUUACGCCCGUAUUGUGGUGACCCUGAUGACCAAUGAGGACCAGCCGCGGCCGCACGCGCACUACCUGGUGGGGAAGCAGUGUAACGAGGACGGGUUCUGUGUGGUGCAGGUCGGACCUAAGGACAUGACAGCAACUUUCCCAAACCUGGGUGUUCUCCAUGUGACCAAGAAGAACGUCCCGUCCAUCCUGGAGAAGAGGAAGAUGAAGGAGCUGGUCGCCGCCCGCCGUUGCCAGGAGACCGGGAAGAUCAUCCCCGACUUCGACAACCUGAACGAGGAGGACAGUAACAAGUACAUCACAGACCAAGACAAGAAGCAGAUCACGAAGGAGUCCCAGGAUCAGGCGAAGCAGAUGGACCUGAGCGCGGUGCGGGUCUGCUUCCAGGCCUUCCUGCAGGACGAGAACGGGGCGUACACACGAACCCUCGCUCCGGUCAUAUCAGACGCUGUGUUCGACAGCAAGGCCCCGAACGCCUCCACGCUGAAGAUCUGUCGGAUGGACCGCCACUCCGGCUGCGUAACCGGCGGCGACGAGGUCUUCCUGCUGUGUGACAAGGUGCAGAAAGAUGACAUCCAGGUGCGUUUCUACGAGGAGGCAGAUGAUUCGACCAAUGGGGGAUCAGAGUGGGAGGCAUACGGAGACUUUGGGCCUGCGGACGUCCACAGACAGUUUGCCAUCGUGUUUAAGACCCCGCCGUACCACAACAUGGCUAUCGAGAGGCCGAUCAGUGUGCACGUUCAGCUGCGUAGGAAGUCAGACGGGGAACUCAGCGACCCAAAACCCUUCACCUACCAGCCCCAGCAGUUUGAUAAAGAAGAGAUCGGCAAGAAAAGGAAGAAGACAGUUCCACACUUCAACACCCACUUCGGGGGAGGGGGGCCAGGAGGGCCCACUGCAGGAGGAGGGGGGUUCGGUCCUGGAAUGUACGGGGGUGGUUUUGGAUUUGGCAGCACCAUCGGCGGCGGAACGUUCCACUUUGGAGGGGGUGGGGCCUUCCAGGCGUAUGGCGGAGGGGGUGCCAUGAAGGAUCAGGGUUCCGUGGAUCGACCAAUCAGACAGCCUGAGGAGGACGAUGACCUGGUUGUCGACAGCGCCCUGCCCGACGACGACGAUGACCUCAUCACAGACUCCGCCCCCAUGGAGGACUCCAUGGCGAUGAGCCAGGCUCACAUUGGAGGGGAUGCCCAGGCAGGGCUGAAGGGGCAGGCUGUCAGCUUGGGGCCGCAGCCGUGGAAACCCAGCGCCUUCACUAAACCUGAUCCUGCAGUCAAACAGAAAGGUACGACGGGACCCAGCCGGGGUGCCCUGCAGUACGGGGAUGUUGCCUGGCAACUGGCGGAGCGAACGGCCAACGCCCUGCGAGACUACGCCAUCACGGGGGACGUGCGGAUGCUGCUGGCCGUGCAGCGCCACCUCACAGCUGUGCAGGACGACGAGGGAGACACAUCGUUGCACCUGGCCAUCAUCCACAGUAACCCCCUGGUGGUGCAGAACCUGCUGCACGUGACCUUGACCCUGCCCGACGCACGGGUCAUCAACCAGUACAACCACCUCAGACAGACUCCCCUGCACCUGGCUGUGAUUACCCAGCAGCCCCAGGUGGCGGACCUGCUGGUGCGCUGCGGAGCAAACCCCUGGCUGCCCGAUCGCCAUGGCAACUCAGCUGUGCACCUGGCGGCUAAGGCUGGCGAUGAGAAGAGUCUCCAGGCCAUCCUGCGGAACAUCCCAGCCCAGGCACCCGGUGUCGCCAACACUCCUGACAUCAACGCGCAUAACUUUGAGGGCUUCACACCUGUGCACCUGGCCGUGAUGGCGAGUAACCUUGGGGCGCUGAAGGAGCUGGUCAUGGCCAAGGUGGACGUGAACGUUCCUGACGGGAAGAGCGGGCGGACAGCGCUGCAUCACGCGGUGGAGAACGAGAACCUGGCCAUCACCGGGUACCUCAUCCUCGAGGCGGGAGCGGACGUCGAUGCCCAGAACUUUGACGGGAACUCCCCGUUGCACGUGGCGAGCGGCAGGGGCAUGCUGGGAAUGGCGGCCCUGCUGAUGGCGGCCGGCGCCGAUCCCGGGCUGGAGAACUACGAGGCUAAGGACGAGGAGGAGGAAGGUCAAGGGUCAGAGGUCGCAGAGGCCAAGGGUCAGACUCCACUGGACCUGGCAGCCUCAGAUGAGAUGAGAGACAUCCUGAGCGGAAAGCCGUACGUGCCCAAACACCAGCGGCCCGACGUUCCGCACUUCACUCACACCAAAGGCACUGGGGACCUGACCAGAUUGGACAGCACAUCACGGGUCUUCCUUUCAAAGGCACUUGACGAGAGCAGCCCCGGACGGGACUGGGGGGCGCUGGCCGAGCGGCUGGGCCUCGGUAACCUUAGCAACGCCUUCAAGCUCCGCCCGAGCCCCACCACUGCUCUUCUGGAGAACUUUGAGAUGAUGGAGGGAACAGUUGCUAAGUUACGGGCAGGCCUGGAGGAAAUUGGUCGUCAUGACACCAUCAGCAUCAUUGAUGGAGCCAUGAAAGGCAAGCCUGAGGUUUCCAUGGUUACAGGAGCGCCUACUAUGGCAACAGCACCAGCCACCCUGGAUGCCGAGAAGGUCAGGGGUCACAUCGCCAGCCCGAACUUUGACUCGGGGCUGGAACAGUCCAUUGUGUCCAUGCAGCUGUCCAGCGGGGAGGGGAUGACAGAUGUCAGUCACCACAAAGGGGCGGGGCAGGCUGACACGGCGAGAACGGCGGACGUGCACUAGUCCGCUCCACCCUGUCCUCUGCACUGUGUUCCACUGACAGCAGUCUGGUACUCUGUGACUAAUCUUGUAUAUUUCAGAUUCCAUUAAUGCCCCUAUGUUGAGCAGCUUUAAGUGAAGAGAGAAUUAUUUUAAGAUAACAUAAUAUAAUAGAAUGAUAUGAAUGGUGUGAUCUGUAUUGUUCUGGACUGUGUGAGAGUGAACAUGUAGCUAAGAUCUCUUAUGUACGAAUAAUAUUCCCGUGUUUUAUAGGAUGCGAGAUUUUUUACUUAAAGAAAUGAUGUGCUCACAAAAUUACCUGGAAUCAAGUGUGCUACACAGUGUAUACUAAAAGAUUUGGUCUUGAAAUGAAAGCAAAAAUAUAGAAAUAUAAAAGUUGUACCUUGCACCAAGGAGGUUUUUAACCUCUUUGCUUGCACAUAGGACUUAGGAGUCUAAUGCCUUAUGCCUUGUGCUUGUACAUGUGUGUGCUCUGCUGACAAUACUCCCUCUGGGGGCAGGUGUUUGGCACAAAAUGUGUACUGGUUAGACGGUUAGGCUGCACAGAGAAGGUUAUGUAAACUGUAAUAUUGUAUAACAUGGACGCCUUUUAGGGCGGUAAGAAUUUUUUUAUAAAUGAUAAGAAUACAAUAAGAAUACCAAGUUAACUUAACUUUCAAGCCAGCUUAUGAUAUGAAAAGCACACUUUGUAAUAGACAUUAGAAAUAAGCUUGUUAUAGCGAAGUAUGUGUCCCAAAGGAGGCAACUUGGACUGUGUGCUGAAAUAUAGUAAAUAUUUACUUCUAUGUUUCUACAAUUCUUGUUUGGCUGCUUGCUGAAAUGGUUGACAAGUUUUGUUCUCUACUUUGUAAAUACAUAUUAAGUCAUGUAGGAGUUUUAUUUUAGGUGUCCUAUCAAAUGUUAUUCAAGUCUAUCAAAAAGUAUUUUGUCAUCAUGAUCUGUUGUUUGAUCUAAAUGAUUUCAGACAGGAUCCUCAUAGAAGGAUGCUGUGGUCUUUUAUUAUUACUUUAUAUAAAGAUGGAGUAUUAUGAAAAGUACAAAAAUGUAUGUUGCAAAUUUAUACUGAGUGUCUUUCUUUAUUCUUUGGUGAUUGGUAAAACCAAAAAUGCAGUUUUAUAUCCAGAAACUGAGGAAAGGUAAUGGUGGUUGAAGAUGGAUGCUGUCUUGAUUAUCUUAAGCUGUAAAUUUGUUUGAAAAUAAACUUUCUUAGAGUGAACAGAAAAAAA
Molecule: messenger RNA, 4354 nt
Organism: Branchiostoma floridae (Florida lancelet)
Lineage: Eukaryota; Metazoa; Chordata; Leptocardii; Amphioxiformes; Branchiostomatidae
Product: nuclear factor NF-kappa-B p105 subunit-like
Exons: 22
Coding region: 81-3131 (1016 amino acids)
Biological process (GO): canonical NF-kappaB signal transduction; response to cytokine; cellular response to stress
Cellular component (GO): cytoplasm
Molecular function (GO): DNA-binding transcription factor activity, RNA polymerase II-specific; protein binding; RNA polymerase II cis-regulatory region sequence-specific DNA binding
Source: RefSeq, a predicted model, not a curated record